This is a messenger RNA of Selaginella moellendorffii, 1455 nucleotides long. RefSeq lists its product as uncharacterized. The record is from RefSeq and is a predicted model, not a curated record. NCBI's taxonomy places the organism in Eukaryota, Viridiplantae, Streptophyta, Lycopodiopsida, Selaginellales, Selaginellaceae. The coding region runs from base 479 to 1402 and encodes 307 amino acids. The transcript has 8 exons.
CAUAUCGAUUGUGCGCCCCCAAAUUCUCGAGCUAUGGGAGGCGCCAUAAUAUCUUUCUCGUGCUUGGUAGAUUGGGGGGGAUUCCGUGCUGUCCCGGAUCUGGAACAAGGAGCUUGAGGCUGGGCAUACUGCUCGAGGUGUUCUUGCUUUAAACUUAUUUUCGUUUUUAUGAGCCUCUUACAUAUAUCCUGGGAAGUCCAGGGCGAAAGCUAUACCGAUUCGAGCGGCUAAAUCCUCGCGAGUUCUCUUGUCGCCCAGACAGGAUCUUUGCUUUGAAAGUCUGCAAAAUAAUAUGGCGUUGAGUUCUUGGUUCUCCGGGACGAUUUCGAAGUUCUCACUCUCUUGAUCGUACGUGACACUUCGAAAUGAAUCAGCAGUCAAGGAGUAGAAAAAAAGGACCCCGAUUCCUGCUCGAAUCCCAAUGUGACUGCUGCUCAGCCACGAGAGAGCCGGAUGAGGAGGAAGCGAUGAGCGGACCAUGCGAGACGAAGACAUGCUCGGAGAAGGCAUCGGUGUUGAUCUGCUUGGUGCUCCACUCCAAGGUGUUGGCGUCCAAGGCAUAGAUGGUCUCGCCAGCGUCUUCAAAGCAAGAGAAAUAGAAAGCGCUGGGGCCGAUCGCGCUGGUGAAGACCUCCGGAUCGUCCAGCACAGGACCGCCGCCUGGUGUGUUUCCGUCGCCGAUUGCAGUCCACGAAGGCCGAUCGCAGCCAUUGCGGAUCGCCAGAAUGCCGCUCAGCCUCCUUCCCGCCUUGUCAUCGCUCGUGUCCAUCCAUUCUUCCGACUCCUGCGAGGCAGCAACCGCGACGAACACUCCGGGUCCCGGAUCCUUGUCACGGUAGGAGAUGCUGUUCGGGAUAGCCGGGAAGAGUCCGGCCAGGCAGCCGGAGGUCGGAGAGUAGAGCACUGCGAACCGAUUUGGGCGGAGCCACAAGAAGUUGUCCUGGUCCUUGAGACAGCACCCGGGAAGAGCGAUGGAGACAGUGGCCGCUUCCGACGCGUCCGGUCCUUCUUUUUCUUCGUCUCCGGCGACCAUUUCCAGCUUGUACCAGGAACGCAGUACCGGAUCAAACGCGAAGACACACUGGAAGCUUGGGCCGUGCACUUGCAUCCAGGUUUCACAGGGAUUCUUGGGCUUGAAGCUCGAGCUGCGGAGGAGCGACCGGAUUCGCCUGGAUACUCCGGAGAGUUUCGCCUGUGUCCCAAAGGAAGCGGACGAGAAAAUCUUGCGGAGAAUGUCUCGAGCUCCGGAGGCGAUGACGCUGACCAUGAAAUGCUGUGCGAGCCAAGCACCUUAGCAGCUUACUCAAGCAGUUAUCCAGAUGCUUCGUUCGACGAUCUCGACGCUGUGACAACGAAAGCAACUUGGUCGAUGCAAAACGAACACUCGACACUAUACUAUUAAGAAGACUUUCCUUGCCAGUCUGCUCGCGGCUCUGCCCAGUCUAUUUCCAGAAG